Messenger RNA from Tachyglossus aculeatus (Australian echidna), 8187 nucleotides. RefSeq names its product dedicator of cytokinesis 3 (gene DOCK3). The record is from RefSeq and is a predicted model, not a curated record. Gene Ontology annotation, cellular component: plasma membrane; cytoplasm. The transcript is spliced from 54 exons. Bases 309 to 6527 code for a protein of 2072 amino acids. Gene Ontology annotation, biological process: small GTPase-mediated signal transduction. NCBI's taxonomy places the organism in Eukaryota, Metazoa, Chordata, Mammalia, Monotremata, Tachyglossidae. Gene Ontology annotation, molecular function: small GTPase binding; guanyl-nucleotide exchange factor activity.
AGAAGCUGCCGAGCCGCCGGAGCUAGCUGCACGAGGGGAAGGACCUUGGAGGGCUGGGGGGGUGUCCUCCGCUCCCCACUCGGCAGGAACGAUGCGGGAUCGGCUGGGCGCCCGGCGCUGACAACCCGCCGCCCCCGCCCGCUGUCUCUGCCGCCCAAAGCGGAGGGAAGGAAAGACAGAGGGAGCAGCUUAAAGUGCGCCAUAGCCGGGAGAACGCCGCUGACAGCGGCAGCAAGAGCAGAGGCAGCCGCCCCCUCUCCGUCGGAAACUGUUGAGCCCUCUGGAGAAGCGGCUUCACCGGCCUGGCCAUGUGGACCCCCACCGAGGAGGAGAAAUACGGCGUAGUUAUAUGCAGCUUUCGUGCAACUGUUCCACAAGGUUUGAUCCUGGAAAUAGGAGAAACUGUCCAGAUCCUGGAAAAAUGUGAAGGAUGGUAUAGAGGAGUUUCGACAAAGAAGCCCAACGUAAAGGGGAUCUUUCCUGCAAACUACAUUCAUUUGAAAAAGGCAAUCGUCAGUAAUAGGGGGCAGUAUGAAACUAUAGUUCCACUUGAAGAUUCCAUUGUGACUGAGGUCACAUCAACUUUACAAGAAUGGGCUACCCUGUGGAAGCAACUUUAUGUGAAACACAAGGUAGAUCUUUUCUACAAAUUGCGCCAUGUGAUGAAUGAACUUAUUGACCUGCGGAGGCAACUACUCUCAGGUCACCUGACUCAGGAUCAGGUGAGAGAAGUCAAGAGACACAUCACAGUGCGCCUGGACUGGGGUAAUGAGCACUUGGGUCUGGACCUAGUUCCUCGAAAGGAUUUUGAAGUGGUGGAUUCAGAUCAGAUUAGCGUCUCAGAUCUCUAUAAAAUGCAUUUAUCCAGCAGACACAGUGUACAGCAGAGCACAUCACAGGUGGAUACGAUGCGUCCGCGUCAUGGGGAAGCUUGCCGGAUGCCAGUUCCACACCAUUUUUUCCUCAGUCUAAAGAGUUUCACCUAUAAUACCAUUGGGGAAGAUACAGAUGUCUUCUUUUCCUUGUAUGACAUGCGAGAGAGCAAGCAGAUCAGUGAGCGGUUUCUAGUAAGACUCAACAAGAAUGGAGCGCCCAGGAACCCAGAGAAGAUUGAACGGAUGUGUGCUCUUUUUACAGACCUAAGCAGCAAAGAUAUGAAGAGAGAUUUAUAUAUAGUUGCCCAUGUGAUCCGAAUAGGUCGCAUGUUGCUAAAUGAUUCCAAGAAGGGCCCUGCCCACUUGCACUACCGUCGCCCUUACGGCUGUGCAGUAUUAAGCAUUGUGGAUGUUCUUCAGUCACUCUCCGAAUUGAAGGAAGAUAAAGAUUUUGUUCUCAAAGUUUACACGUGCAACAAUGAAAAUGAGUGGUAUCAGGUUCAUGAGAAUAUCAUCCGCAAGUCCAGUACCAAGUACACAGCACCCAGCUCCAACUAUGGUCUGAUCAUUUCUCUGCAGCUGCUUCGUGGGGACAUGGAACAGAUUCGAAGGGAAAACCCAAUGAUCUUUAACAGGGGAGUCUCAGUAACCCGAAAAUUGGGGUUCCCAGAUGUCAUCAUGCCAGGUGAUAUCCGCAAUGACCUCUACCUAACACUUGAGAAGGGGGAUUUUGAGAGAGGUGGAAAGAGUGUGCAAAAGAAUAUCGAAGUGACCAUGUAUGUUCUCUAUGCGGAUGGAGAGAUCUUAAAGGAUUGCAUCAGUCUAGGUUCAGGAGAGCCAAGCAGGAGUUCUUACCACUCUUUUGUCCUCUACCACAGUAAUAGUCCUCGCUGGGGAGAAAUCAUCAAAUUACCCAUCCCCAUAGACAGGUUCCGUGGAUCUCACCUCCGCUUUGAAUUCAGGCAUUGCUCUACAAAGGACAAAGGGGAGAAGAAACUCUUUGGCUUUGCAUUUACUCCACUGAUGAGGGAUGAUGGCACUACCCUAUCAGAUGAUAUCCAUGAACUCUAUGUGUAUAAGUGUGAUGAGAACAGCACAUUCAAUAACCAUGCACUGUACUUAGGCCUGCCCUGCUGCAAAGAAGACUACAAUGGCUGUCCUAAUAUCCCUUCCAGUCUCAUCUUCCAGCGCAGCAUCAAAGAGACGUUCUCUAUCUCCACCCAACUCUCCUCCACCAAACUCACCCAGAAUGUGGACCUUCUUGCUCUCCUGAAAUGGAAGGCUUAUCCAGACCGGAUAAUGGACAUUUUAGGGCGGCUGCGGUAUGUCAGUGGAGAGGAGAUUGUUAAGUUCCUGCAAGACAUCUUGGACACACUCUUUGUGAUUUUAGAUGACAACACGGAAAAGUAUGGCCUGCUGGUUUUUCAGUCUCUGGUGUUCAUAAUCAAUCUGCUCCGUGACAGCAAGUAUUUCCAUUUCCGGCCCGUGAUGGAUACAUACAUUCAGAAGCAUUUUGCUGGAGCACUGGCUUACAAAGAACUGAUCCGCUGUUUGAAGUGGUACAUGGACAGGUCAGCUGAACUGGUGCGGCAGGACCAUAUCCAGGAGGCUAUGCGGGCUUUGGAAUACCUUUUCAAGUUCAUUGUCCAGUCUCGGAUCCUUUACUCGAGAGCUACCUGUGGGAUGGAGGAGGAUAUAUUCCGAGCCAACAUCCAAGAACUUUUCCAGUCUAUCAGAUUUGUGCUCAGCUUGGAUAGCAGGAGCUCUGAGACGCUCGUCUUCACCCAGGUAGCCCUGCUGAACUCCUUCCCUGCCGUCUUUGAUGAGCUAUUGCAGAUGUUCCCCGUGCAGGAAGUAGCAGAGUUUGUAAGAGGAACUCUGGGGAGCAUGCCCAGUACAGUGCAUAUUGGUCAGUCCAUGGAUGUGGUUAAACUGCAGUCCAUCGCUCGCACUGUGGAUAGCCGCCUGUUUUCUUUCUCAGAAUCUCGGCGCAUCCUCCUGCCUGUGGUUCUUCAUCACAUUCACCUCCAUCUGAGGCAGCAAAAGGAGCUGCUUAUCUGUUCUGGGAUUCUCAGUAGCAUUUUCUCUAUAGUCAAGGCUAACUCACUGGAAACAAAUGUUGUGGAGGAGGUUGAGAUGAUGGUGGAGAGCCUCCUGGAUGUGCUCUUACAAACUCUACUCACAAUCAUGAGUAGAUCCCAGUCUCAGGAGGCGGUAAGAGGGCAGCGCUGUCCACAGUGCACCGCAGAAAUCACUGGGGAGUAUGUGUCCUGUCUCCUGUCUCUACUUCAACAAAUGUCAGACACACAUUACCGCCAUUUACUGGAGAGUUUCCAGAGCAAGGAUGAACUAAAGGAGUUUCUGAUGAAGCUCUUUUGUGUGUUUCGCAAUCUGAUGAAGAUGAAUGUUUAUCCUCGGGACUGGAUGGUGAUGAGGAUGCUCACUAGCAAUGUUAUAGUCACGACCGUCCAGUACCUAUCACCUUACGUACACAAGAAUUUCACCGAAGCAGACUUUGAUUUUAAGGUGUGGAGCUCCUAUUUUAGCCUGGCAGUUCUUUUCAUAAACCAGCCAAGUCUCCAGCUAGAAACUCUCACGCCUGCCAAGAGCCGAAAUAUUCUGGAGAAAUAUGGUGACAUGCGAGUGAUGAUGGCUUACGAGCUGUUCAACAUGUGGCAGAACUUGGGGGAGCAUAAAAUUAACUUCAUCCCAGGAAUGAUUGGCCCUUUUCUUGGUGUUACCCUGGUGCAGCAGUCAGAGAUUCGCAAUGUCAUGAUCCCUAUUUUUCACGACAUGAUGAACUGGGAGCAGAGGAAAAAUGGAAACUUCAAACAGGUGGAAGCCGAGUUGAUCGAUAAACUGGACAGCCUGGUGUCGGAAGGCAAAGGAGAUGAGAACUACAGGGAGCUCUUUGGCCUUCUAACCCAGCUCUUUGGGCCCUAUCCCAGCUUACUGGAAAAGAUUGAACAAGAAACAUGGAGAGAGACAGGUAUCUCCCUGGUCAUGUCGGUCACUCGUCUCAUGGAACGUCUUCUAGACUACAGAGAAUGCAUGAAAGGAGAUGAAGCUGAAAACAAGAAGAUUGGCUGCACUGUUAAUCUGAUGAACUUUUAUAAAUCUGAAAUUAACAAGGAGGAGAUGUACAUCCGGUAUAUCCACAAGCUGUGUGACAUGCACUUACAGGCUGAGAACUACACAGAGGCUGCAUUCACCUUGCUCUUGUACUGUGAACUGCUCCAGUGGGAGAACCGGCCACUACGGGAGUUCCUCCACUACCCAUCCCAGACCGAGUGGCAGAGGAAAGAGGCCCUCUGCCGCAAGAUUGUCCACUAUUUUAACAAAGGAAAGAGCUGGGAAUUUGGGGUACCACUGUGCAGAGAACUCGCCUUUCAGUACGAAAGUUUCUAUGACUAUCAGAGUCUUAGCUGGAUUCGGAAAAUGGAAGCCACCUACUAUGACAACAUUGUGGAACAGCAACGCCUGGAACCUGAGUUUUUCAGAAUUGGUUUCUACGGAAGGAAAUUCCCUUUCUUCCUCCGGAAUAAGGAGUACGUCUGCCGAGGACAUGACUACGAAAGACUGGAAGCCUUCCAGCAGAGGAUGCUGAGUGAGUUCCCUCAGGCGAUUGCCAUGAUGCACCCUAACCACCCAGAUGACACCAUCUUGCAGUGUGAUGCUCAGUAUUUGCAGAUCUAUGCAGUUACACCCAUCCCAGAGUACGUGGACGUCCUUCAGAUGGACCGUGUUCCUGACCGCAUCAAGAGUUUUUAUCGGGUCAACAAUGUUAAGAAGUUCCGCUAUGACAGGCCUUUCCACAAGGGUCCCAAGGAUAAGGAUAAUGAGUUCAAGAGCCUGUGGAUUGAACGCACCACUCUAAUCCUGACUCACAGUCUACCUGGAAUCUCUCGGUGGUUUGAAGUUGAGAGAAGAGAACUGGUUGAGGUGAGCCCUUUGGAAAAUGCCAUACAAGUUGUUGAGAAUAAAAAUCAGGAGCUGAGGACCCUGAUAAGCCAGUAUCAACACAAGCAAAUGCACGGCAAUAUCAACUUGCUCAGUAUGUGCCUGAACGGAGUCAUUGAUGCAGCUGUCAAUGGAGGCAUUGCACGAUACCAGGAGGCCUUUUUCGAUAGAGAUUAUAUUACCAAACACCCUGGAGAUGCUGAGAAAAUCACCCAGCUCAAGGAACUUAUGCAGGAACAGGUUCAUGUUCUUGGAGUAGGGCUGACAGUUCAUGAGAAAUUUGUGCACCCGGAAAUGCGCCCUCUUCAUAAGAAGCUGAUUGAUCAGUUUCAGAUGAUGCGUUGUAGUCUGUACUACGAGUUUCCUGGUUUGGAUAAACCGAAUCCACCUUGUCCGGGUACCAUCGUCUCUCGCAGCAACAUUCUGGUGUCCCAUGGUGCAGUGAGUUCAGAAGGCUCCAGGAUGGUCCACAGACACAGCCCAGUGAACUCGAUGGCUGUAGUCCGCCACUCAUCGUCCUCUCUUUCCUCUCAUGCAUCCAGCGAAGCAGGAAACAUGGUGGUCUUGGCUGAGGGCGCUGUAGGAGGGGAGAUUCCUGAUGACAUGUUCCACCCCAUGCAGGCUGGCUACCCAAAUGCCAGGUUCCAGGGUUCGGUCACCAGCGUCUCUGUUGUAUCCUCGAGCCAAGCCAGUCCUUCCUCUUCCAGCCUCAGCUCCACCCACUCUGCACCAUCGCAGAUGAUUAAUUCUGCCCCUCCCAGUGCACGAGGCUCUCCCUCUCUGCCAGAUAUGUACCGUCACAAUCGAGAGCAGAUGAUGCUGUUGCCCGCCCACCGGGACCGCCCGAACAGUGCCAUGUAUCCUGCUGCCAUCAUGGAGAAUGGACAGCCUCCGAAUUUCCAGCGCGCCUUGAUCCAACAAGUAAUUGGACCCUGCAAACCCUGCAGUGAUCCCAAUCUGUCUGUUGCCGAAAAAGCUGUGCCCACAGCCCCCAGCAGCUGGAGCCUUGACAGCGGGACGAGAGAUACGUUGCUUACCCGGUCCUCCCAGGUGGGGAGUAGCUUGGCCCCGCCAGUACCGCCAAGAAGUCUACCCUAUGGGCCCUAUUCCCUUCACUUUGAUGCCUUCCAUCAUCCCCUGGGGGAUGCCCCUCCCGCCCUUCCCGCCCGGACUCUUCGUAAGUCCCCCCUCCAUCCUAUUCCUGCUUCCCCCACCAGUCCCCAGUCUGGUUUGGAUGGUAGUAAUUCCACCUUAUCUGGUAGUGCCAGCAGCGGGGUGUCUUCUUUAAGUGAGAGUAACUUUGGGCACUCUUCCGAGGUUCCUCCUCGCACAGACACGAUGGACUCUGUCCCUAGCCAGGCCUGGAACACCGACGAAGAUUUAGAAGUGCCCUACCUCCCCGUCCGUUAUAGCCUUUCGGAGCCUGACGUCCUGGAAUCUGUCAAAUCCCAGCCAUGCCGAAGCCACUCUGCCCCAAGCGGUGUUAUCCCUCAGGACCCCAUGGACCCUCCAGCUUUGCCCCCAAAACCGUACCACUCCCGUCUCCCGAUGCUCGAGAUCGAGGAGGGGAUGAUGAUGGAAGAAGAUGACAAGCAGCAUCGGCCUCUGCAUCGCAAGGUCUCCCUGCCUCCGAGCAGCAUCAAAGAGGAGCAGGCAAGAGUGAGCUGGGAGCAUGGCAUCAGCGAGCAGUGAGCAGAAUUACUGUCUCCAGGGCCCACAAGCAGGUCACCCGGAAAGGAACAGUAAAGGCUCGGGGCUCGGAGGAAAGAACAACAAACCGAUUCUUUACGUUCUACUGCCGUUAACUAAUGUUUCGAGUGUAUGUACAGAGGUUGUUUCAGCAUGCGAUGUUGCUGCUUUCCUCUUUAUUUCGUAUUCUACUCUUCUGGUUUUGCUAUGGGUCGUACCUUUCUUUUUGUUUCUUGGCACAGUGGAUGCUUUCUUCCUUCUGCAGUUACCAGACCACACACGAAGCCGUGUGUAUGUAACCUUUAGCCGUAGACCCUUGCCGAAAUAAGAGUAUUGGAACCCCAGAAGAAGGGGGCGAGAAACAGGUUCUUCCGGGAAUCUAGGCCUCCUCGGUUUUGAAACACACACGAGUAUAGGUGAAGUUGUCGCAGGGACUUCUUUCUUUGCCGGAUAGACGCCGAAGCUCAUAGUUGCAUUCAGGGAUUCCGUUAACCACGCCAGGCUGAGCGGGGGUUGGCGGGUGGAGGAGAGACUUCCUAUUCUUAGGAGCAACUGGCUCUUCUGGAUGUCUGAAUGCACAUGACUUUCUUGACUCUCUCACCCCCACCCCCCUCUCACCCCCACUGCUCAGGUGUGCUGACUUGAUUGAGUUGGUAAUGGUUCCAAGAGUCCAUGGGGACUUCUGAGAGAGCACUAGUUUGUAAAACCAGCCCCCCUGCUGCUUCCUUUGGUGUUCUCCCAUUUGGGAGACAUUCCCCCCACUUUUAACCCUCUAAGCUAUACACUUCCUCCCCCGUAGAAGUCAGAGCCUCUCACCAUUUGGGCUACAGCUACAGAUAUCAGCUAGGACUGUGUAAACUCUAGGAGUGCAACCCAGUCCUAUUGGGCUUUCCCUAGACUCAGCUGCCUCCAGGUGUUUGACAUCUCCCCCAACACCCCCCCCCCAAAACAAAAAAAGCAGCAGUCCAGUUGGAGGCAAAGUGGGGAGGGGUAGUGAGGGCCAGCUUAAAGCUAGAACUACAUGUUGAGCUAAAGAAACAGAAAACUGAAGGUUUGCAGUGCCGCCUUCCUCUUAAAUUAGCAGGCAACUUUCUGAGAGCUGAGAGCCAUUCAUUCCUACUGAAAGACCUCCAGGCAACACCUGUCACUUUGGGGCUGCCAGGGUAGGAGAGAGUCGGUAUCUCUCAGCCUCUAGGAAAUCCUUUAUCCUUUGGCCUGUUCUCCUGAGUCAGGAAUUUUAACACUACCUCUGAGUAAAAAGACUAGUGGCAGAACAGUGCUUCUGGAAUCGGCUGGCGCUGAGGAAGAGCAGUCUUGAUGACGCUUAGACUUAGCUAAUAAGCUGGAGUGGAGUUGAUAUUUCCUUCUUUUGAAGCUCAUUCCCAGGAAAAAGAAAUAGAGCCCAUCUUUGACUCCCCCUGGGUGGGGAAAGUCCUUCCCUAAGGAAUUGAUUUCAUCAGAGCCUAAGUCACACAAUGUCCACUGCCUUCUGCCACUGAUCCAAGUGUAGUAUUUUAAUGCAGUGUAGCGUACAGUCAGUACGCAGGGGAGCUGACCAGCCUUGUUUAAGGAUGCAGCAUUUCUUUAUAUACAUACAGCAUUAUCUUUAUAUGACACUUUUAGCCAGUCAGGGCUCUGUCCUUUCUCCUGGCUUGUUGAUAUU